This is a messenger RNA of Ciona intestinalis (vase tunicate), 2535 nucleotides long. The record is from RefSeq and is a predicted model, not a curated record. NCBI's taxonomy places the organism in Eukaryota, Metazoa, Chordata, Ascidiacea, Phlebobranchia, Cionidae.
UAUAGUCGCAGUUAUUGGAUUAAAAUUCGGACAAAUAUGUUAAAUUUUUGCUUUUCUUUUGUCCUAUCUAUUUCUACAUGUUUGGCUAUUGAUACGGUUGUCAUGAUACCGACAUCGUGCGGCGUGACAGAGCCCAGGGGUCCAGGCAAAAUCAUACAAGCUCAGCCUGGCGUAGCAAUGGGUGUAUCCGAGUAUACACCGCUUUUUCCCGCGUGUUCAUACACCAUGGUAGCAGCAACUGCAAACCAUCGUAUCCGGUUUAAUUUUGGCACAGGUAUGGGAGAAGUGAACUUUAUUGACCAUCCAAACGGCUGCGGCGCCGCUAACGUACAGUUACUAGACAGCGAUGGUCUCACCCAAAUUCUACCUUUAACAUGCGGGGUUUUGGACAGGACAGAAUAUCUCUCGACCGGCGAUAGAAUGACGAUAGAAGCUAUGAGCACUGGCGGAAAUGGGACCAUUUUUAACUUUACAGCGCAGUACACGUCGUUUACCGACGCCGUUAACUGUAGCGACGAUCCGUCCGUAUUUCCGUGCGCGAACGGUCGCUGCGUCGACCCAGCGGGGCGAUGUGACGUCACACUGAUAAAUAAUUGCGGAGAUUUUUCGGACAACAGCAGAGGCCCGCCUGGCAACUGCUCCACGCCAACGACGACUGUUGUAAUGACUACAGCUCCCGGAAUGACCCUUACACCGCCAGGAGCGCCUGAAAGCGAUUCACCAAGUUUAUUAUGGAUUGCAUGGGUGGCUUUGGGCCUGGUUGGCGCCUACUUGUUCUACUGGUUACUGUGGAGACCUGGGUACCUUACAUGGCGGUGCGGCGCUUGGAGACACAUACCAUUCUGCAGAAAACACGGAUUAUGUCAGAAGCCUACCGGUUCGAGUCCCAGCGGCGGUACUUUUACGUGUUGUUCUGAAUCUAAGGUAGCAUCAGAUGCGUCACAAAUACCAAAAGAUGCUCCUGUUACGUCACAGCCAGGUCCUGUUACGUCACAAUCCGGACAAACGAACGGUGUUUUUAGUGAAUCACUUCCAAAUACAGAUGCUUAAUACUAUUGCAUACUGGGCUGGGUUUGGCAGCAAUGAUACCCCUGUAGUAGAUGACAAUUUGUCGUUUAUAACUAAAGAAACUGGUGACUGGACAUUAGUGGAUUUAGAAAACCAAAAUGAAGCUAGCAUGCACGUCGGCGCCUUGAACGCGAGAGAAAAUCUGCUAAUAGAACACCCUAGCAUGUUCGUAAAGCCAGCAGAACCAUCAGAAGAACCUAAAAACAAAACCGAAUCUCGUUCUGUACAACGUCACAAAGGAGCACCGACUUCGUUGCGUCGUAGCCACCGCCGUGCGUCGCGUCAAGCGUCAUGCGUUAUCUCCCAGAUGCACCGCAGCAACCAAAUCAAACGCGACGUAGCACGCAGCAACAAAGCAAUGCAGAAGAUGCGUCAAAUCGUACACCAGCCCCGCAAGAGGUGUUAAUUCACUUUCUCACAAAUUAGUCAAUCGUUGUACUAGUCGUCGUGUGUUGUUACGUCACAAUUGCCCUUGUUCUGUUCCUUUUACCUUACAAAAAAUUUCGAAAUUUAUUUUUUCCGAUAUUUUUUUCAAUAAAAAUAUUUUUUUUUGUUUUUAUUAAUGAUUUGAAAAUUUCAAGUUUUCGAAAUUUUACUGUUUUAAAAAUAAUUCGAUUUUGUUAAAAUUUUUAAUGUUUUUGAUGUAGAUACUUGUCUGUACAUACGCGACCGUUUUUAAAAUUUAGAAAAAAAUAUAUUUUAUAACAUUUCUAUUUUCUUAUUGCGUCAAUUUAUUCCCGUGUUUCGUGACGUCAUGUAUUAUUAGUUUUAGUUACGUUAUAUUCGGGGUUGUUACGUCACAACUGUGUAUUGUAGUAGUUUAACGUGGUUGAGCGACUUGCUCUAUACCUCCAUCUACCGGAUAAAAACUGUGGCGUUUUUGUUGCGUGUUAAAAAAAACACAAAAAAAUCACACAAAACUAUAUACAGCAUUUUUGCUACGCGGAAAAUAUAAACAACAAUUAAAAACCGCAAAAAACAUAUCAUUUUUUUCCAAAAACAUGCUCAAAUUGUCAAUACAAAAAUAUUUUUUCAAAAAUUUUAAUCGCAAUUUUUUAAUUCGCCAUUUGACUACUAAAAAUCAUUUUUGGUGCGUCAUUUUUUCAGAAAUUUCGUUCGUGCUUAAAUUUGCCUAAAAUUGUCCUAAAUUACAAUUCUCAAACACACAAAAUUAAUUCUGCAUGGUGAUAUACUAAAAUUACGAACAAAAUAAUUAUUUUUUAAUAAAUUUGCUAAAAUUAAUUUUUUUUUUCAAUUAUUUUAAUUUUCCUUAAAAUUAAUGAAAAUGCUUUUUUGGAUUUUUUUUCGUUUAAAUAUUUGUGUUCUCUGUUUUUAUCCAUUUAAUUUUUAGUCGGCGUUGUUUUUAUUUGUAUUAACCGGUUUUUAACGUUAAUAUAUAAGUAUGCCCGUCUGCUAAUACGUUUAGCAGGCGUGUUUUCUGGAAUAAAACACCCUACUUUCCAAAAA